GGGGCGGGGGAGGAGAAGGAGGAGGAAGAGGGGGGCGGCGGCGCCGGCCGCGCGAAGGAUGUUGCGGCUGCGCUGCAAGGCCCGGAGCGGCACCCAGCCGCUGCCCGGCCUCACGGCACACUCCCGUCUCCGCGACAUGCAGGCCGCUCUGGCCGCCCUCACCGGCGUCCCCGCCCCGGCCCAGCGGCUGCUCCUCGGCUUCCCUCCGCGGAGCCUCGACCUCAGCGACGGCGAGCGGCGGCUGGGCGAGCUGGGCAUCCACUCGGGGGACACGCUCAUCGUGGAGGAGGACACGUCCAAGCCCAGCGCCGGCUCUCCAGUCGUGGCCAAGCGGACGAUGGCGGUGAGGGAAGCGGUGCCGGUGCUGGCCAGGAGGGUGGUGCCGGCUGAUAACUCGUGUCUGUUCACCAGCGUGUACUACGUGGUGGAGGGCGGUGUGUACGACCCCGGCUGUGCCCCGGAGAUGCGCAGCCUCAUCGCUCAGAUCGUAGCCAGCGAUCCCGAGGCGUACUGCGAGGCGGUGCUGGGGAAAACCAACAGGGAGUACUGCGAAUGGAUCCGGAGAGAGGAAACGUGGGGGGGAGCCAUCGAGGUUUCCAUCUUAUCCAAGUUUUAUCAGUGUGAAAUCUGCGUGGUGGACACGCAGACGGUCCGGAUCGAUCGCUUCGGGGAGGAUGCCGGGUACACCAAGCGGGUCCUGUUGAUCUACGAUGGGAUUCAUUACGAUCCGCUCGAGCGUAAAAUCCCCGACUCGGACGUUCCUCCCCAGACCAUUUUCUCUACCACCGAUGAUGUUGUUCUGGCACAAGCCUUGGAGCUGGCAGACGAAGCCAGACGGAAGAGGCAGUUCACCGACGUGAAUCGCUUCACGCUGAGGUGCAUGGUGUGCCAGAAGGGACUGACAGGACAAGUGGAAGCCAGAGAACACGCCAAGGAGACGGGACACACCAACUUCGGGGAGGUGUGAGGCCUGCAUGAGGAUGGUUACAUCUACUACCUCACUCAUCCGGAAUAAAAUUCUGGAUUUCCAGAUAAGCUGUAUGUAAUCACAGGAUUCCGUUCACAGAGCUUGAAAAGCAAAUGAACUCAACGAUGGCCAAGGCGCACGGGUUUGGUGUGGUUAUUUGGAAUAGGUUAUCUUCUCGCAUGCUAAUUUAGGGUCAUUGGGCAGGGGUUGCACACUGGCAGCUACAACCUGAUUUCUGAAAUCAUCUUCUCUUUGAGUGCGUGCUCCGAGCGGCCAUAUGGAACCAGGCUUGUCCAAUGCUGGGGUGAAAAACGAGCCUCUAAAUUACUGAAUUAAUCUCUCUGUAUUAUGUUUUCAGGGUAAUUAAAUUAAGGGUUUAGGAAAUGUAUGUAUCAGCACUAUUUAUACUAAAAAAUAGACUCUUUGCAUAGAAGCGGCCCUUCCAGGGGAAACUGCUCGUGGGGUGCCCAGUUUUUAGUGGGAAGAGCAUCCCUAAAGCUGCCCUACACUAUGUUACUAUCAGAAGUAGAAUGUAUUGUUUGUGUGAAGUCACGGCUUUAGAGAAAGAAGUGGCCUUUAAGCUUUAAGAUAGCCUUCUUAAAAUUAACGAGUAGGUGGUUAAGUGUUGAAUAACCUUAUUAAUCCUCCAUAGGUAGUUUUUAGUUGCUUGGAAAAUAACUAUCAGCCCCUUGGUGUUUACACUGCAUCGGAACAUAGGCAUGUUACUUGGAAUACUUGGGUUCUCCUUAACAAUAUCUCAAAUUCUGGCAGGAGGGAAAUGCAGUAAUUAGGGAAGUAUCUUAAUUUGCAUCUGUUUAAUACAUUGGAAUGGUCUUUGUUUGGCUGUAGCUGAUCUCGUGGCCACAGUGUUACUAAGCUGUAGCAGAUUCCAAAUACUGUAAAUUAGCACUUUAAGGUAUAGUUCUCAGUUGUUUUUGCUGGUAAGAAGUCUUACCCUUUUUAGAAGGAUGGAGUAGUAAUCCAGAAGGGAGGCUCGAGGUUUCUUCAUCUGCAUUCUGCCUUAACGUGUUUGAUUUGUCACCAGUGACUGUUCAGGAGGAAGACUUUAAUUCAGAUAAUGAAGGAUGCAGUUGAACUGUCAGAACAAAACAAGCUGGGUGAAGUGCCCUACUUCUCAUACUGCUCAGAAUCAGGGAAGGUGGAAUUGAUUUCAUCAAUCUUACCUCACAGCAAGGUUGUGAGCUUAACAGUAAGUGCUUUGAGGUCUCUUAAAAGGUGCUGUAUAGGUGCGUAGUACUGAAGGGGAUUUAUUUUUUUUCCUUUGUAAUGCCUGUAAUACACGUUUGUUUUAAGGAAUUUUACAAUGUUCUUAGCCUUCUAUCACUCUGUUUCAAGUUACCUCUCUUGCUCUUCUACAAAUGGAGAGCAGGAACGUGCAUCUUCAGUUUGAGGCAGAAGCAAACCCGCUUUCCAAAUGAAAUCAACCUUAGUUUUAAGGGCCUCCGUUCACUGAGGCAUGUAGCUGAACUGGCGCAGAAGAUCCUGUUUUCUGUAGGCAGCAUAUUUCACUGAAGUUCUCACCUGAGUUGGACCUUGAGACACUGAGGGGAUCUCACAGGAAACAGAGCAUAAUUGCCAAGUGCUUUGCUAAAUUGAGGCAAGAAUAAUUAAGGAUAAAGAAUAGAAUUGCCAAAAGCACUAUGGACCAGCUUUCUUUUUAUUUCAGUAUUAAAACACACGUUCAUACUGUUGGGAGUUUCCAAUAGAAAACCACUUAGCUUGCGGUGUUAAACCACACUUUGCUUUUCAUCCAUCAUGAGAAAAAACAAAUCACUACCAACAGCCCUCAAGAAGCUGAUGCUUAUGAACCUAAAGAGGGAACUUGAAGAUUACACUGAUACAACGACUUGAGGCAAAAUGCUGUCUAGGAAUGAGACCAAGAGACUAUCGACCCUAAAUCAUGUUCUCAGCUUUCACACUGAAGAGGUGAGGUGCCUCGGGCAAGGAGCUGUUCCUCGCCAUUUGCCAUCUGUUACAUGGACAAUACCUACCUCAGAGAGGUGUACUUUGGGUGUCUUCGAAACAAAAGUGCUGUAGAAGAGGAAGAUAGGUAUUUAUUGUCUGCCACGUUUGCAACGGCGUGGACUUUCGGGAGCAACACUUAGAAUUUUUUAGCCUUGUACCUUGGGUGGAUUCCUGAAAGCGUGUCCAAAUACUUCUGGGGGAUUAUUGCUCAGUUGGAGUAUUUUUAAAUUGAAAAAUCAGUUGUAUUGAAUCCAGAGCGUUCAGCUUUGCUUUAUCAUGUCUGCAUUGCAAACCCACUAACAGAGCAGGAGGUCCGUGUGAGGGAGAUGCCUCGGUGUCACCGCUUGGAUGUUUUGUUUAGUUGCCUGGAAAAUAAAAUCCCUUUGGUUUACAAACUA
Molecule: messenger RNA, 3351 nt
Organism: Gallus gallus (chicken)
Lineage: Eukaryota; Metazoa; Chordata; Aves; Galliformes; Phasianidae
Gene: YOD1
Product: YOD1 deubiquitinase
Exons: 2
Coding region: 59-967 (302 amino acids)
Biological process (GO): endoplasmic reticulum unfolded protein response; protein deubiquitination
Cellular component (GO): nucleus; cytosol
Molecular function (GO): cysteine-type deubiquitinase activity
Source: RefSeq, marked validated